Molecule: messenger RNA, 1637 nt
Organism: Tachyglossus aculeatus (Australian echidna)
Lineage: Eukaryota; Metazoa; Chordata; Mammalia; Monotremata; Tachyglossidae
Gene: TMPRSS12
Product: transmembrane serine protease 12
Exons: 5
Coding region: 19-975 (318 amino acids)
Biological process (GO): proteolysis; acrosome reaction
Molecular function (GO): serine-type endopeptidase activity
Source: RefSeq, a predicted model, not a curated record
UCCCUCGAGGCUGCCACCAUGGGCCCCAAGCUCGCCCUCCUCAGCGCUGCCCUGUGUCUGGCCGGGGCUGCCGUGAACCCGGAGGAGUUGUGGAGCAUGCAAGAUGAUUGUGGAAAAUCUCUGCUACAGGAUGUCGUGUUAGGAUCCCGAAUUGUGGGUGGCCGUGAAGCUCAGACUGGAGCUUGGCCAUGGAUCGUUAGCCUGCAAAUGAUUUAUUCUACAAGUCAAUUGCAUAUAUGUGGCGGAACCAUAGUGAAGGAAAAAUGGAUCGUCACAGCUGCACACUGCCUGAAGAGCCUCAAUAAUCCAGCGUACUGGCAAGCUGUGGUUGGAAUCCAUAAUCUGAGAAGGCCACACCGUUUCACACAGAAAAUCAGGGUUAAAAAAAUCAUUAUCCAUCCCAAUUUCAACAUGGAUUUGUUCAUAAAUGAUAUUGCGAUAUUUCAGUUAAAGAAAGCAAUACGCUUUAACGCUUACGUUCGGCCUAUUUGCUUACCGUUUCUGAACAUUCUCAUAAACUUGAAUGAAAGCACAAGGUGCUUCAUAGGUGGCUGGGGAGGAACAACCGAAAAAGGGAAACAUUCAGUGUUCUUGCAGGAAGCCGAAGUAAAGUUGGUGUCACGUGACAUUUGCAACAGUCACAAAGGGUACUCAGGCUUGGUCCCGAACUCUUCGUUUUGCGCCAGCGGAGACGGAGGCAUCGACACCUGCAGGGGUGACAGCGGAGGCCCUUUCAUGUGUUAUAUUCCAGAGGCAGAAAAGUUCUUCCUGAUGGGUAUCACCAGUUUCGGGAUAGGCUGCGGCCAGAAGAACUACCCUGGGGUGUACGUGAAGGUGGGUCUCUACAAAAACUGGGUGACCCAGGAGAUCCUCAAGGCCAUCAAUUCCACCGGCAGCGGGAGCACCGGGCUCCUCCGGAACCUCCUCACUCUGGGCUGGGCCAUCUCUCUAGUCCUUUCCGGAAGAGGCGCUUAGGCCCCGGAGAGAAGUGCCUCGCGUCCAAGGUUAGUUCCAAGAGCGGUCGGACAAACACAUGGAACCAAGCCCGACUAGCUGCCUCAUCUUUUUAUUCAUGUACUUAUUUUUUUUUAAUUCUCCGAACCAGCUACUCUAGGGAUCGCUGGCAUCCCCCUUGUAAUAUCCGGGGGACGCUUUGUCACGUCGUCGUUUGCAUUUUGCCCAAGACAAAAAUUACACCCCGUUGUCCCGAAAUGCGGGGGACGGGCUCCUGACGAGACCCACGUGAAGGGAAAUUCACACUUUAGCAUUUGCGCCUUGCCUUGAGUGCCACGUGCUGACACUCCACUAUCUCUUCCAACAUCGCAAUCACAUUCUCCCUAGAUGGACGCAUUUUAUUGGAAAAACAACCCCUGACCACGUUCUAUCCAGAAGACAUAGCAAAAUCUCACAUUUUGGGAGAACUGGGUGUAUUCUUUGGAUUUGCCUCCCUGAUAGAUAGUUGAUGUUUUUUUCUAUUUGACUCUGAAUUGUGUGCCUUUUCCUCCCUCUCCCUUCUACUUUUGGUUACUUCGAUAUGUAAAACUAAAACUCUUCCGAGCAGUUGUGUUUCUAGGCUUGUUUCAUUUAUAUAUUUAGUGCAUCCUUUGUCAUUUGGGAUUAUCAAAAAAUAAAGCAUC